AUGAGCCGUACGACGAUGCUGACUGUCAGACCACAGCCUCGGGUACCUGGCCCACUGGAUAGCAAGGCCUCUUCUAUACAUUUUGCCAGUCAUUACCAGGGAAUAAUGCCGCGACUGCUCCGAGAGACGAAGCGAGGCCGUGACCGGGCUUUAAAACAGAAGGCGGGUCAAGUCCUUCCGGAAGGACUACACAGUGAAACGAGCACAGAGGACAGCCUGGGAAGCCCAACAGCUUUCGAAGUGAGAUCUAACAGAGGGCCUCAGGCUGCCGGAACACACAAAAGAUGUCACACUGGCGUCCGCAUGAGGCGCGAAUCUUCGAGUUCCUGGAACUCGGACAGGACACCUGUUCAAGCGAGUGACGAACGGAACACUGCAAUCUCUCGAUUGAAUGGAAAGUGCGAACCUCUACUGAAGAUCAAAGAUGCACUCCAGACAACACGACUCAGGAAACGGUUAGGACGUGGCGAUAUUGCCGUGGGCAGUGCUUCUGCCGAAAGUUUCAACGAAGGCAGGUUUUACCACUGCGCAAUGUUGGAGGCUGACAGGCAGAACAUGAAAAGGUGCAUCCAGAAGCAGGUGAUGCUUGGGUUGGGGCUCAACGAUGAGACAUGCUGUGACAACCGGAGGCCACUCUCUACCGCUGCAAGCUGCCAACAGCAAAGGUGGCUCGUGACGCCCCGGCAGGCCCAAUCUUUACAAGAGUCCAUAGAAGACGCUCAUACAGCGAGUCGUCUCUCCGCCACCACACGACUAAACCGUGCAGCUGGAUACCGGCGCAGCAGGGACCGAUGGACCCAGGUGCAGGAACUACCCAGCACAACUAGUGAGCUGAUUGCCUCGCAGGGCCGGACGUAUACCUUUGCUCAAAAGUCUGCAGAAGUGGAGGCUGGUCGACUGUGUGCCAAGAGAUCAAGCGGACCGUCACCACAAGCAACAUCAGGCGCCCGACCCUGUGCAAAUAGGAGAGUGGUGCCAGUUGCCGAACAGAAACAGAUCGUUCUUCAGAUGCAGUUGGUUUCUGAUGUCGUGCAUGAAGCAGCCGCCCUGCGUUUCGGCUGGGCAAUUCACAGGAUUGUGAGGAGACACCUCAUACGCGUGAUCUCCCACUUGAGGAAGGCCACUACGUCCUAUCCUCCCACUGAACAGCCACUCCUUGGCUGUACUCCGGAAAACAACGUGUACGCUUAUGGGAGACUAUCGCUGGGCGUCAGCGGUCGAACCGGAGAAUCGCAUAGCGACUGGCGCCGCUACUGGCCGAGGGACCGCAUGGCCUUAGCGGGCAGCGACGAGUGGAACUGUUCUUCUUGCCAAGACCGAAAUGUGUAUUCCAAUGGAGGGAUUCGCAAAACUGUCGGGGACACGUUGGCUCCUCAUCUGGGGGCAUCACUCCAGCGGAGGCAAAAACCGGCCUGCACCGUAGGGUCGCACAGGGAUCUUGGAGCACGCGUCUUGUCGCGCGCAUUGCGGCGGGCUCUCCACAAAGAAAGCCUGGGUGAGGCCUGGGAAAGGCUCAAAGUCUGGAGUCAGGACUGCCAGUUCGGAGAGCGUAUAGGUGCUCUAUACUUGUCUCUGGAGAAUGUGUCGGCCUGGGCAGCCCUUUUCAGCCGCGUUAUGGCGGUGACAGCGCUUUGGAGGGUGAUAUGCUGCUCCGCACGGAAAUGGCUGCUUAGGGCUUUUCUGACCAUGCUGCCAGCAAACUCCGUCCCCCUCAUUCCUCACCAGAGCUCACGCAGGCAGAAAGCAUUGCUGAAGCCUUUGUCGGGACCUACGAUUUCAGUCUCAGAGGAAUCAAGAAAAGAGCCUCCACAUAUGUCCAACUUUCUACGACAGAAAGAUGAUUUCUUUGCGGGCAGUAUGUUCCUGAUGAAGUUCUGGGGAGAGCUCUUGGCUCUUAGCGUAUCAACUCGACAACAGUCCUACCAGCAGAGUAAAAUGCUACUCUCAAAGAAGGCUGGUACCACCCAUUGGGACACCUGA
Messenger RNA from Besnoitia besnoiti, 1980 nucleotides. RefSeq lists its product as uncharacterized. Bases 1 to 1980 code for a protein of 659 amino acids. Lineage: Eukaryota; Apicomplexa; Conoidasida; Eucoccidiorida; Sarcocystidae. The record is from RefSeq and is a predicted model, not a curated record. The transcript is spliced from 3 exons.